Messenger RNA from Liolophura sinensis, 2404 nucleotides. Its product is annotated as uracil phosphoribosyltransferase homolog. Lineage: Eukaryota; Metazoa; Mollusca; Polyplacophora; Chitonida; Chitonidae. The record is from RefSeq and is a predicted model, not a curated record.
GCACGUUUUGUGUGCGGUCGUGGAAAAAAUGGAACCAGAUUUAAUCCAGACUUCACAUUUGCCUCCAAAUUUCAAUGAAGAUUUGAAUAGCACUCGCUUAAAAAGGCUGAAGCUUACGGACAGUUUGAGAGAGUUACAAACUGUGCUCAGAGAUAAAUCCACCAGUAGGAGUGACUUCAUAUUCCAUGCAGACAGAUUGAUUCGACUUGUUGUGGAGGAAGGACUGAACCAGCUGCCCUAUCAAAAAUGUGUGGUCACCACACCAACAGGCUAUAAGUACGAUGGUGUGCGGUACGAAAAGGGGAACUGUGGUGUCAGCAUCAUGAGGAGUGGGGAAGCAAUGGAACAAGGAUUACGGGACUGCUGUAGGUCUAUACGAAUCGGGAAGAUAUUGAUUCAGAGUGAUGAGGAAACUCAUGAUGCCAGAGUGGUGUAUGCCAAACUUCCGCCAGAUAUUGCCAAGAGGAAAAUUCUGCUUAUGUACCCCAUAAUGAGCACCGGGAAUACUGUUGAGAAAGCUAUCAUGGUUCUGCAUGAGCAUAAAGUGAUCCCAUCAAACAUUGUUCUUCUGAAUCUCUUCUGCACUCCACUAGCUGCCAGUCAGUUACUCGCCAAAUUUCCAGAUAUGACCAUCUUGACAUCUGAAGUGCAUCCCAUCGCACCCAAUCAUUUUGGACAGAAGUAUUUCGGAACAGAUUAAUGAAUGGAAGGAACUGGUCCAUUUUUCCGUUGAUAGAAAAAUGCAAUUUGCUGGUGGUAGGAAAGCCGACAUCUACCAAACCUCCAUUUGCAUAAAUUACCAUUUACGUCUUUAUUUUCAUGACAACUUUUUUUUUUCAGCAGAAUAUUUUGCUUUUUAGCCAGUAUUUUUAGGCUUAGUAUGUGCCAAAGCUUGUGAAUGCUUGCUAAUUGUUUAUUUUUUUCUUUCCUCUUAUUGUCCAAUUUGGUAAAAAAAAAAUAUUGCUAGCCUCGCAGAUAUCAUUUAAGAUCAAAUGAAGGGGUUUUUGUAGACUUUUUUGUUAUCUUAGAGCUCUUCGUAGAACACAUUGAGACCUUAUAUGGUGAGGAAAAUCUGAAAAAAUCAAGUUGUCUUUCACUUAAGUGUGGACAGGAUAUAUCAUUAUGGUUGAAAUACAGGUCUUAGUCCUGGCAAACUUCAUCAACAUAACGUUCAGUCUCAAGGUGACCUUACAAAUCUUUUUACAGUGGUACUAAAUAUUAAAUAAACUGGUUUUGAACACAGAUUAGGAGAGCAAAUAUGGCAUACGUCGUCCUUUACCGUUUAGUACAGCCCCUUAUGGAAAUUCCUGUUACAACAGAGUAACUUCCCUUGGACAACUGAAGUCAGUUUGCAAAAAAACAGGUGUAAUUUAAUGCUGUUUAGUAUGGAGCAGUCAGCAGUAUACUAUACUCGAGAUAAUGCAUGCUGUGGAAUGGGAUUAUCAGAUCAAGGUAAGUUAUGUACAGUGAGUGCAUCAUUAGAGACAAGCUGACAUUUUCCGAUGUCCAAUUCCAGAGCAUGCAUGCAAGUUGAAAGCCUGCCAGUUUACAUUCAGUUUUUAGGUAUGGUUUGGCAUCUGUGUUGUGUUUGGAAACAUCUAUUUUAACCUUUCUCAGAUGGUCAGUUAUUAUAUAUAUAUAUAUAUAUUUUUUUUUUUUUUGGUGAAUGGCUGCGUUUCAUUAUGAUUUAAAAAUGUUCAGGUUAUCUGGUUUUGUGGACCAAUUUGUCCCAUUGUAUGCCACAAAGGUGCUAGCUACAGCAGUUAGGGAGAACUACCUCUUCGGCAAAUGGAGGAAGAAAAAGUAGAGCAUGGUAAAUGACCUAAAACUUCACCCAUGAUUUCAAUUGGACAUUCAUUAGGAUUCCAAGAGAUCUGUUGAUCUUAGAACUAGAUGUUCUGAGGUUUGUUUGGAAGAUAUGAUCAAAUUCUUCUAUCAAAAUGUUCAAUUUCAGCAUUAAAAGUGAUAGUUUGACAUUUAUUUGCCUCCAUGAGUGCAAUUUUGCGUUGGGGAGUGAGGGGAGGGGGGAAUUGUAGGUCAUUUAAAUGUAAUCUACACAACAGUCUCAUUUGAAUGUGACAUUUUGAUACAAAGUUUACAAAUGAAGGUGUUUCAAAGUUGUUACACCUUUUCUUUUCUGUUAAUAUCAGAGUUAGUUCUCUCCAAACUGUUUACUAUGUUCAUUGCUGUACACAAGUAUCACGUGUGUAUUUUUAGAGAUGAUAUUUUGUCAUGUACUUCCAUUGCCAACUGUUGAUUUCACACAUGAAUUUCUCCACGUACAAUGUUUGGCAGUUUAAUAAAAGUAUGUAUUGUAAAUAUUCACCAAUUGUGUAUAAUAUAAACCUGUACACGUUUUUGUGUUAUCAUAUUGAUAACUAUAAUUAUCUUUUUUUUUUAUUUC